Mytilus californianus (California mussel) is the source of this 1979-nucleotide messenger RNA. RefSeq names its product FMRFamide receptor-like. The record is from RefSeq and is a predicted model, not a curated record. The transcript is spliced from 2 exons. Gene Ontology annotation, biological process: G protein-coupled receptor signaling pathway. NCBI's taxonomy places the organism in Eukaryota, Metazoa, Mollusca, Bivalvia, Mytilida, Mytilidae. Gene Ontology annotation, cellular component: membrane. Bases 299 to 1372 code for a protein of 357 amino acids. Gene Ontology annotation, molecular function: G protein-coupled receptor activity.
UGCAUUUCUCUUUAUUAAAAACUCAUCAAAGAUACCAGGCUUAUAAUAAGUGCUCAGUUUCUACAAAUGUUUGUACUUUUUCAUUAAAUCAAAACUGUUACUUAUGUCUACUGGGAAUUUUACUCUGCUAAUGGAUAACUUUGUUAGAAAACAGUAUUUAAUUGUCUGUUGAUGAUUAGACUUAUUUUAAUGGUUAUGUCAGUGUUUCCGUAAUCAUCCAGGAAAAUAUUAAAUUGUGUACGUAAUUGCUCAGAUGGAAUAUUAAACCCAAAGGCCAUCAUCGGCAAUAAAAGAGAUAAUGCAGCUAUCAGUUUCUGAAAAUAACGUAACGAAUUGUUUGCCAUUGGGAAAGGCUGACUUGAAAUACAAAGAGUUUUACGAAACAUCACAGUUCAUUACAGGGCUCAUAUUAUAUCCGACAAUAUGCAUACCAGGUAUAUUAGCCAACAUGAUAACUUUAAUCGUACUAUCGAAGAAAAACAUGUUGACAUCCACAAAUGCCUUUCUCAGUGCACUUGCUGUUUCAGACAGCGUGAAAUUACUUAAUGACAUUAUUUACUUCUCCGUGACUCUUCUGUCUAAAACUCACAAAGCAGAAGCAAACAAGGCCUUUGGUUAUAUAUAUCCGUAUGCACAUUUCAUUUUCAACAUGUCGGCAUGUAUUUCCUCUUGGUUGACAGUAGCAGUUGCUGCGGAGCGAUAUAUAAUGGUCUGUCAUCCCGUUAGAGCAAGACAAAUAUGUAGUAGAUCGAGAGCUAUUACGACGAGUGCAUUGAUUUAUUUUGUAAUGACUUGCGUUGCUAUUCCUUCUGCUAUGAGAUACAAAACUAUAUUAGUAGUUGAUAAAGACACUAAUACAACGCAAUACUUUGUUGAAAUAACAGCAUUAUGGCAAAAUGAAACAUUUGCUUCGGUGUAUAAUUGGGUUCAGAAUUUCUUACGAUGUAAUAUUCCCUUAUUGAUUCUGAUAACCUUGAACACUUGUAUAAUAAAUUCAAUUCGAAAAUCUAGAGCGAAUAAACGGAACAGUGCACGUCACCGAGUAACAAUAAUGAUGGUUGUUGUCAUGGUAACGUUCAUGAUCUGUAUCACACCGGAUGCCAUUAUGACGACAUUUUUUGGAUAUGGCUACCACGAGGAGGAAGAUUUUCUAGUCAAAGGGAUACGAGAAUAUUCGGAUACACUUUUGGCACUGAAUGCAGCUGUGAACUUUGUUAUUUAUUGUUUAUUUAGCAGAACAUUUGUAAAAAAUUUUGUGGCCUUAUUUUGCACUCAUUUGAAAAAGAAAAAAACUGAACUAGAAGAAGAAACGUACAGACGCCUUUCGGAGUCUACAGCAAUGCAUAAAUCAAAACGAGGCAGUGCAGUUUGAUGUUUCAUAAAAAAUAGCCAUAAAAAGUGAUAUUGCAAAACUCCGCCCGCACUUAAAUCAAGAACAAACGGUACCCAAAUCUAUGAUAUUACGAGAGAGAUCUGUUCGUAUAUGUUAAAUUUGCUCUUGUUGAGCACAGUUAUCUUUUGGUUGUUUUUUAAACGCCUUUUUCAGUAAGUGAAAAAAAUGAAGUUUUGUUUAUAAUUUUGAUAUGUUAAAUGUUUAAUGACAAGGAUUAGUUCAUUGUAAUACGAACUUUCUAUGUAGACAAGUUGUCUAAAAAAAAAAUUUUUUCGACUCCGACAAGAUUCAAAUUCAUGAUAUCUUAUAUCACAAGAAAAUUAUAAAUUAUACACAAUCCUUCGAGGUUUACCAUUUGGUUAUUUCAUUAUCUAUUAAGUCAAAUGGCAUAGAUCACGACUAGAAAUAAACGUGUCAGUCUCUUUAAUUUUAUUGAAUAAGAACAACACAUGUAUUUGUCCUCAGUUUUCCUGUAAAAUGUAAAUAUUUCAAUUAACGCAGGUUCUGUGAUAAACAUUUAUUAUUGUAAAUUAUAACUUAAAAUAUUGGGCUGCUUUAUUUAUUUCCAAAUAUAUAUGUUAAUGCU